UUGCCACCUGUCGUCCAGCCCACUAUGGCAGCCUAUAAAGGCCUCCGCCUCGUUGGCUAGUCGACGUAUUUUAUUCCCGCCACCAUGAUGCACUGGAGACAACGCUCAUCCUCCGUUUUGGCCAUCGUCCUGGAAGUUUUGGCACUCCUAUUGCCCGAUCCUGGAACAGCCAUGACGAUGGACCAGUUCUUAUCCUCGCUAGACAUGAUUCGGAGUGGCUGUGCGCCAAAGUUUAAACUCAAUAUAGAAGACCUCGAUAGGCUUCGAGUGGGGGAUUUUAGUUUUCCGCCAUCGCAGGAUCUCAUGUGCUAUACAAAGUGUGUGUCCUUAAUGGCGGGCACCGUUAAUAAAAAGGGAGAGUUCAACGCUGCAAAGGCCCUGGCGCAGCUUCCACAUCUGGUACCAACCGAAUUUAUGGAGGCCUCCAAGAGAUCCGUUGAGGCUUGCAGGGAUGCGCAUAAAGCUUUCAAGGAAUCGUGCGAGAGGGUCUUCCAAACAGCCAAGUGCUUGGCUGAAAACGGCGAAGGGAAGUUCAUGUGGCCUUAGAACAAUUGAACACAAGUACCUUUCAGGAAAUCUUAAAAAAAAAUCAGUUGUUUGUAUAUUUAUGUUUAAAAAAUUAAAUAAAAAGAAGAAAGAAACGUA
Drosophila subpulchrella is the source of this 645-nucleotide messenger RNA. RefSeq names its product general odorant-binding protein lush (gene lush). Bases 85 to 546 code for a protein of 153 amino acids. Gene Ontology annotation, cellular component: extracellular region. The transcript is spliced from 3 exons. The record is from RefSeq and is a predicted model, not a curated record. Gene Ontology annotation, biological process: sensory perception of smell; olfactory behavior. Lineage: Eukaryota; Metazoa; Arthropoda; Insecta; Diptera; Drosophilidae. Gene Ontology annotation, molecular function: odorant binding; dibutyl phthalate binding.